Cordyceps fumosorosea ARSEF 2679 is the source of this 2424-nucleotide messenger RNA. Its product is annotated as Xylulose 5-phosphate/Fructose 6-phosphate phosphoketolase. The coding region runs from base 1 to 2424 and encodes 807 amino acids. Lineage: Eukaryota; Fungi; Ascomycota; Sordariomycetes; Hypocreales; Cordycipitaceae. Gene Ontology annotation, molecular function: aldehyde-lyase activity. The record is from RefSeq and is a predicted model, not a curated record. The transcript has 6 exons. Gene Ontology annotation, biological process: carbohydrate metabolic process.
AUGCCGGGCGAGGUCAUUUCAGAGGCGAACCCACCGCCUAUGCCGAGCCACCUGCCAGCCUCUGUGCUGGAUCUGGCGCCGAAGGUGCCGCAGCAGCUACUAGACAGUAGAGUGCUCGAAGGGCUCAAGAGCUUUCAGAAUCUUGCAUUCUAUAUCGCUGGAGCGAUGAUCUUUCUAAGAGACAACGUCUUGCUUAAGCGUGACCUACGCUUUGAUGACAUUAAGCCCAGGCUUCUUGGACACUGGGGCACUUGCCCUGGCCUUAUUCUCAUCUGGUCCCACGUCAACCUUCUCAUCCAACGACACAACAUCAAUACGAUCCUCGUUGUAGGCCCUGGCCACGGAGCACCGGCUGUGCUCGCGUCUCUAUGGAUCGAGGGAUCGCUGCAGAAGUUUUACCCCGACAAGUACACCGUCGAUAGGAAAGGCCUGCAACAUCUGAUUACUAAGUUUUCUAUACCAGGAGGAUUCCCCAGUCAUGUCAAUGCAGAAACGCCUGGUGCCAUCCAUGAGGGCGGUGAGCUGGGAUAUGCUCUCGCUGUCUCAUUUGGCGCGGUGAUGGACCGUCCCGAACUGCUGGUUCCGUGCAUUGUUGGUGACGGUGAAGCUGAGACCGGGCCAACAGCCGCUGCCUGGCAUACUAUAAAGUACCUGGACCCCGCCGAGUCAGGCGCCGUCCUCCCUAUCUUACACGUUAAUGGCUUCAAGAUCAGCGAACGGACCAUUUACGGAUGCAUGGAUAACAAGGAGCUCAUUUCCCUCUUCUCUGGUUACGGAUACCAAGUGGCCAUUGUUGAGAGACUCGAGCGCAUUAAUGAAGAGCUGUUUAGUGCCAUGGAGUGGGCCGUGGGCGAGAUUCAUGAGAUCCAGACGCGAGCCCGCUCUGGAACGCCCAUCGCCAAGCCGCGGUGGCCGAUGAUUGUGCUCCGGACCCCCAAGGGCUGGUCCGGCCCGAAAAUGGUAAACGGCAAGUUGAUCGAGGGCUCAUUUCGCUCGCACCAGGUUCCAGUUCCGAAUGCCAAGGACGACAAAGAACAAUUGCAUAUUGUGCAAGAUUGGCUCGGCAGCUAUAAAGUCGACAGGCUGAUAGAACACGGCGGAAAACCUAUCGAAAGCGUGACGUCCAUUUUACCCAAGGACUUCUCAAAACGACUAGGACAGAACGAACUGGCCCAUCAUGCGUAUAUCCCGCUACAGCUGCCCAAUUGGCAAGAGUUUGGCAUAAACAACGAGCGCGCCAGCAGCAGCAUGGAGGCGACUGGCGAGUUCCUCAAGCAAGUUGCCAUCGAGAACCCGACGUCCUUUCGCAUAUUCUCACCCGACGAGCUCGAGAGCAACAAGCUCAACGCCAUCCUUGAUGCCAGCGGCCGCAACUUCCAGUGGGAUCAGGAUUCCCGCGGCCAGGGCGGCCGCGUGAUUGAGAUUCUCUCCGAGCACUGCUGCCAGGGCCUCAUGCAGGGCUACACGCUGACGGGUCGGACGGCGCUCUUCCCCAGCUACGAGUCGUUCCUCGGCAUCGUGCACACCAUGAUGGCACAGUAUGCUAAAUUCGGCAAGCUCGCGCGCGAAGUCCGCUGGCGCGGCGACCUCGCGUCCGUCAACUACAUCGAGACGAGCACCUGGGCGCGGCAGGAGCACAACGGCUUCUCGCAUCAGCAGCCGUCUUUCAUCGGCGCCGUUCUCAGCCUUAAAGCUAACGCCGCUCGCAUCUAUCUCCCGCCUGACGCUAACUGCUUCCUCUCCACCGUCGACCACUGUCUUCGAUCCACCAACAAGGUAAAUCUCAUGAUCGGCUCCAAGCAGCCCACCGCCGUCUACCUUACGCCGAACGAGGCCGCGGAACACUGCCGGCGCGGUGCAUCUGUGUGGAAAUUUGCGUCGACGAAAGGCGAGCCCGACGUCGUCCUCGUAGGUGUCGGCGUCGAGGUCACCUUUGAGGUGAUCAAGGCCGCCGAGCUGCUGCGCCAGAUGGCGCCGGAACUAAACGUGCGCGUCGUCAACGUGACGGACCUGCUCGUCCUCGCCCCAGAAUUGCGACACCCGCAUGCCCUGACGCGCGACGAGUUUGUAGAGCUCUUCACCCCUGACAAGCCCAUCUACUUCAACUACCACGGCUACGCGCAAGAGCUGCAGGGCCUGCUCUUUGGCCACUGCAACACGCGCCGCAUGACCGUGGGCGGUUACAAGGAGGAAGGCACGACGACGACGCCGUUUGACAUGAUGCUCGUCAACGAGCUGAGCCGCUUCCACAUUGCAGAGUGGGCGCUGACGCGCGCAGGAGAGUCGGCGGCCAUGUCUAGCGCGCGAGGUCAGAUAAAGGAGCUGAUCAAGCAAGUUUUGUCACAAAGAGAUGCUGUGAAACGAUACAUCAUGGAAAACGGAACAGAUCCAGACGAUACAUACCAGAGAGAGCGGUUCAACUGA